Molecule: messenger RNA, 1323 nt
Organism: Notodromas monacha
Lineage: Eukaryota; Metazoa; Arthropoda; Ostracoda; Podocopida; Cyprididae
Source: the annotation of a GenBank genome assembly
CAUAAUAGCCAAUAUCUCCAGUUUUGAGCCAUGGUUUUCCUGCCAGGGAAAAUGUNUCUCUAGGUAAUUUCUUCUGCUGCCGCAAGAAGCAAACGCAUCAGAGCUUUGAAAAUUUCAAAAAACUAUCUUCACCCAAUCAGGGUAAGGACUGACUCAAAGCUUGAAAAGUCUGCUUUGAAAGCCAUUGAUAUGUUCAGGACCAGAUGCAUCCAUUUGACUGACCUUGAUCUCAGAGAAUUGGUCAUUGGAAAAAAUAUGCUGCAAAUUAUUUGCGAAAUGCCAGCCAUCCGCCAUCUUGCCCUUUAUGCAGACUGGAGAGAGAUUGAGUCCACAGGCUGUCAUGAUCAAGAUUACAACAUACAAGCUUUGUUGAGAAACACAUCCAUUGUGCUCCUGGAUUUCAAGGGAUAUGGUCAUGUACAUGGACCACCUCAGCAUUUCCUAAGGAGAAUUGUUGCUCCAAAGGUUACAUCCCUGAUUGGUUUGUCAGGAAGGAUGAUUGAUUUUUCAAGUGGCUCCUGGCUAUUUCGUUGUGAUGCACUCAAGUACUUGGAUCUGGACAUAGAAACCCCCAAGCUGUGUGAGCCUAAAAUGGUUCAUUCUUGGGCAUGCCUGUCCAAUUUGGAAAGUGCCAAGUUCCAUUCAGUGACUGUCACAAAGCCACCUCCAUUGAGAAACAGUCUUCAUCUUCAUUUGCUAAUCUUGGAUAUGCCAUUGGAGGGGGAUUUCCAAGAUUGGGUUCCUGAUUGUGUGCCUGUGUCAGUGACCCAGCUGAUCAUUGCAAGAAUGGCUGGUUACAAAAGAGCAGUGACUCCUGCUUUCUCAUGUUUCACUGAACUAAAACUGUUGUACCUGGCAUACCAAGACAGUCACCCAUCUGAUUGCAGUUUCAUUGCCCUGCCACCUUCCUUGGAGUAUUUUGUGAUGCUUGAAAACAAUGACUUGGCCAGUGAAAACUGGGACUACAUAGAAGAGGGAAGGAGACUGAAAGGAGAGUUGCCCAAGCUGAGGUUCAAGCUGAAUGCUUAUGCAAUUCCUUGCAGGGAUGAUCUUUGGAAAGAAGUGUGGACCAGGGUGAAUGUGGAGGUGAAGAAACCUGUAGUAUUUGACUGGAAUGUGCCUUGCUUCAGAGACCAUCUGGAUUUUACCUAUGAAUACAAGUGCAAGACCUUCUUCUAUGUUGAGCCCAAGAAAUGUGCUGAAGAAGUGGAUGAAGAGGAAGCCAAGAAACAGGAAGAAGAUGCUUGUGUAGAUUAGCCUGGCUGUUGGAUUUGUAAUUGCUUCUGCAGCUACAAAUAAUAAAUUGAGGGUUGAUUCAAAUAA